Messenger RNA from Acaulospora colombiana, 218 nucleotides. Lineage: Eukaryota; Fungi; Glomeromycota; Glomeromycetes; Diversisporales; Acaulosporaceae. The record is from the annotation of a GenBank genome assembly.
CUAAUUUGGACUCUCUCACCAGGCCAACACCGUAUUUUCAGGAUACGCCUGUAGCAAUGAUGUAUCAACCAACUGGUGUUAUACCUGGUAGUGCGUUAAAAACAAUCACGGAAGAGCAUAAAUACUUGGGUCAAUUUGUGGAAUUGCUGAAGCGACGGCAAGUUUUUUGUUCACACCCGACGGCCGGACGAGGGACUUACCUUUCGGAUUUAGGAUAG